This is a messenger RNA of Seriola dumerili (greater amberjack), 849 nucleotides long. It is a transcript of the gene dmbx2, whose product is annotated as diencephalon/mesencephalon homeobox protein 1-B-like. The transcript has 3 exons. Lineage: Eukaryota; Metazoa; Chordata; Actinopteri; Carangiformes; Carangidae. Gene Ontology annotation, molecular function: RNA polymerase II transcription regulatory region sequence-specific DNA binding; DNA-binding transcription factor activity, RNA polymerase II-specific. The coding region runs from base 1 to 849 and encodes 282 amino acids. Gene Ontology annotation, biological process: regulation of transcription by RNA polymerase II. The record is from RefSeq and is a predicted model, not a curated record.
AUGAACUCUUUGAAUUUCUGCGGGCCGUCCAGCGGUGGUGUUUAUCCCCUCCACGGUGUCAACUCCAUGCUGUUCGACUUGCACCACCAGAUGGCGGAGCAGUACCACGUCUACUCCGCAGCAGGCCCCACGGUGCACACCCUCUCUGUGGCUGAGAGGCUGGCAGAGCUGAUUCUGGAGGCUCGCUAUGGGAACCAGCAGAAACAACGCCGCAGCCGCACAGCAUUCACAGUGACACAGCUGCAGGCGCUGGAGAAAGCCUUCCAACAGACACAGUACCCAGAUGUCGGUAUGAGAGAAAGGCUGGCUGUUUGCAUCAACCUGCCUGAGGCUCGCAUUCAGGUGUGGUUCAAAAACAGGAGGGCAAAGUUUCGUAAAGGUCAGAAGGGCUCCCCACUCUCCAGAGACAACGGUCUGGAGGAGACACCACAUUGCAGGAAGGUGGGACAGGAGGAAGUCAGGACUGAAGACAAACAGGACGUCAUCACAUCAUGCACCGACAGCAACAUCCCUCCUCCUCCUCCUCCUCCUCCUCAUGUGGAUAAAAUUAGGGAUGUUUGCCCUCCCCUCGCCCCUUCAGACUCUGGUAUCUCACGGUGCCCCCUCCGGCUACACUCUCCUCCACUUUUCCCUGUCAUGACAGGGGAGUGCUACAGCCACCCACCUCACCAGCCUGUUGUAGGAGUGCUGUCCACUGAGCUCGCCCUCCCCCCGUUGUUCUGGCCCAUCAUACAGCAGCACAGCUCCACCCUGGGGGUUCCUCCAUCAUCAGUUGCUAAAAACUGUAGCCUCUCCCUUCAGACUGCUUGUUCCAGUAAAGCUGUGCCUCGCCCUCACCUGGGGCUGUAA